AAAACGAGUCGGGCGAUUACAGACUACAUUUUCCCAAAAAUACAUUUAUUGGCAAGAGUUGUUUACAAAGACUCCAAAUUGAACUUUUUUGAAACGCUGUUUACCUUUUCCUAUUCUAUUUUCUAAAUAUUUGUAUAUAUUUUGUAGCGAAAAUAGUUGUGUUCAUGAUAACAUUUUAUUUUGUACAUGGAUAAAGGUUGUUAUAAUCGUCGGACUAACAAGUCGAACGAGGCGCGCAAUGAUCAGAACUACUGCCAAAUGGGUCGUGUGGACAAACCGGAAGAUGAUUACCUUGUGUAUUCGAGGGCAGGCAACAAAUCGCGCAUACACCUCGAAGCCAUAUACGAUGAUCGGUAUUGGCCGCGACCUGAAUGCGAGAAGUCAACGCAAACCUUGCUUUACGACUGUCCACGCUGCAACAGAGAGUCGACAGCUCAGCAGACCGACGGCUCAAUACGACAAUUCAGCCAACCCGACGGGCAAUGCAGCUAUCAGCGUUACAAAAGAAACGAUCCAACCGAGGACCUCCUUUUAAGUGACUAUCGAAAACAGUACGGCAAACAGCCGCUACAGAAAACCAACGCCGAGUUGCCCGAGGGCCAGACUGAAAGAAGUCGCAAGCAAUUGAGCUUCGAGCGAAACGACCAGAAUGCUCGGCAGAAUGGCACGGAUAUUCCCGCAGCGUCAGGUGCAGGCCAGCUGCCGAAACGUUACGAAAGGCCGUCUUGCUAUCAGCCUACAUGCGGCAACAUGAACAAGGAGCUGCGAACGCCGUCUCGGCCAACGGAAGAAGCUAUUCCGCAACGUCAUCAGCGAUACAACGAAUGCUUGGAGCCGCCUGCCGAGCCUGUCGAGGGCCGUCUUCCCAGGGAUUGUCAGAAGCAGUACAACAGCUAUAAGACGUCACACAAGGAGCUGCCGACUCUGGCAAUGGAUGGACUCGGUCAAAGACGUUCCAAGCAGCAGCACCAGCGGAUGGGAGAUGAGCACGAGCCGAUGGAGAGACGCGAUUUACCUGCCAAGCACCAGACAUCACCUGGGGAUCUGCGUCUGCCAAGGGAUUAUCGCUUGCACUCUACCAACAACGGGGCCAAGGAGUUGCAUACUCCGUUUCCGGCUACCGUGGACACCGCUGCAAAGGAUUAUUACCGCAAGGAGUUGCCUAUUCCAUUAACGAAAGACUACAUUCCAAAGCGUAAUGCCAAACAGGUAAAUUUUCAAUCAACCAAGGAAGUGCCUGCUCCUAGCCAUCACAAGAAUCAUUCAGGCCAUCAGCGCACCUACAGCAAUGUCGUCAAAGACGUGCCUUCACUACCAAAUAAAGAUCUGGAUCCGAGAUCCGAACAUGUGCCGGCUUAUGGCAAUACUACUAAGGAGGAUCCGCAGCAAGCGCGUAAUCAAACCAAAUUUGUGGCACCCAGUAGACAUUUGGACAUAGACUGCACGCCACAGUCCCAACAGCAGCAGCCUAGACGUGCUCCGAAGUCGAGUCAAUACCCUGGCCCUAGCGGAGGUCGUGUGCUGUACAAGAAUGCAAGGUUUGCAAAUGAUUCGAGCGUGGAGCGUGGCAAAAAACGCGACAGCUUGGUUGAUUUGCUCUACUUUAAAAAGCCAACUAAAUUUGACUACACUUCAACCGAUUCCACUUCGGCCUUGAUUCAAAUGAACGAGGAUAUGGCAAGAAUGUUUGACCUGUACACUACGGACUCCGCCAGCACGCAACAGACGCAGGAACGUAAGGACGAAAUGAACGAUCCGCCAAAAACCAUAAAACACGAGCACCAACUGCCAUCGCUGGGCUUGACCAGUCCCACUAAGAAUAGCCCAGUGACGCCCAACAAAAACGCGAAUGAUGAUGGUCCUACAAUGAUCGUGGAUGGCUUCAAGCUAAGUGCCAAGGAUAUGAUCGAUACCAUGGUGACAGCGCCAAUGAUACGCCGAGUACAGCGCAUAUAUAGAGCCAAUUUAGCUGAACAAAUGCUGCUGGUGCAGGAACUUGACAGCAUUCCAAAGUUGGUGAAAGAGACCCUGGAGAACGUAAGAAAGAACUAGGUAGGCAACACCUUAAGCGAUUUACCCGUUCAUUGACUUCGCUCCAUUAACAGCACAAAGUUUACUCUACAGCAAGAGAAAUGUUUUAAUUAAAGUUUAAAUAAAUUAUUGGUUAAUUGUUAAGAUGGUAAAAACAUUUCCUCGAAAA
Drosophila virilis is the source of this 2200-nucleotide messenger RNA. RefSeq lists its product as uncharacterized. The record is from RefSeq and is a predicted model, not a curated record. Lineage: Eukaryota; Metazoa; Arthropoda; Insecta; Diptera; Drosophilidae.